UCGUCCUGGUCCUGCUCGGAGAGACACGACGGCAUCAGCAACACGGAUUCCGGGGGAAGCACCAUGCGUCUGCGGCUGAAAGGAGGACCACCGGAGCCUCGCGUUAUUAUGUCCCUUUCUUAUUUUUGAGUUUUCUUUUUUUUUCACCAAAUCUCUGACGCGCAAGGACACUACAGCAUCCAUCCUUACCGGCAGAUACGCUCACAUAGAGCCUCCUCUGUACGCACCAUCCUCCUCCUUCCUCCCUUCCUCCCACUCUCCUCCUCUCUCCUCUCUCCUGUUUCUGUUCUAACCCAGAGGACAUCGGGACCUCUUCUCCCCCCUUUCAACCCGGAGACAUGGAUCUAUGGUUUCACUCGAUCCGGAUUUGCUGGUGGAGGGUUUUGUUCCUGAUGAGUGUUUUCCAGGACUAUCUGAGCUCCAUGCUGGACUGCCCGCCGACCUGCAGCUGCUCUCAAAUAGAGAUCUAUUGCAAUAAGUCCGACAACGGCAGGUUUUUCCCUUUACUGGCCCUGCAAGAAACUGGGAACAAUGGGACCAGUAUUGACAUAGCAGAGUUAUUCAAAAACAUCACCACUAUACACAUAGAGAACUGGACGGGCCUGCAGACUCUGAGAGACGUGGACAUGGAGCUUUACACCGGACUGCAGAGACUAGAACCGUAUUCUCCUUCGCCCUCUCCCCUGAUCCCCUUGAUCCCUCAUCAGGGAGGCCAAGUGCAAUAUCUCCAACCACCGAAUUAG
Messenger RNA from Notothenia coriiceps (black rockcod), 743 nucleotides. Its product is annotated as NT-3 growth factor receptor-like. The coding region runs from base 339 to 743 and encodes 134 amino acids. The record is from RefSeq and is a predicted model, not a curated record. The transcript is spliced from 3 exons. NCBI's taxonomy places the organism in Eukaryota, Metazoa, Chordata, Actinopteri, Perciformes, Nototheniidae.